Catharus ustulatus (Swainson's thrush) is the source of this 1485-nucleotide messenger RNA. Its product is annotated as carboxymethylenebutenolidase homolog. Bases 425 to 1162 code for a protein of 245 amino acids. The transcript is spliced from 7 exons. Gene Ontology annotation, molecular function: hydrolase activity. The record is from RefSeq and is a predicted model, not a curated record. Lineage: Eukaryota; Metazoa; Chordata; Aves; Passeriformes; Turdidae.
ACCAUCUCGCGUGGGCUCAGGAGAAGGCUCGGCGCUCAGCUCCCCAUGGCAGCACACCCCGCCUAUGCUCGCAGUGAAAUGAACAGCUUUAAAGAGAGUCCCUCGUCACUGCUCCAGGCACAAAGAUAAAGCCACGGGCUUAUGUAACUCUCUUUUAAAGGAGCCUGAUCCUUGCGCUCACCCUCUGGUUUUGUGAGUUAGCGCUUGCUUUGGGGAUCCGAUUCCGCCGCAGCCAUCCAGGCUCAGCUCCUGCAUCCUGCUCCUGCAUCCUGCUCACCUGCAGUGCCACAGAUGCUCUGUGAAUAUUCAAAGGAGUUAUUCAGGUCUGUUCACUCAGUUGGUUAAACUAAGCUUGAUGGCAGAAAAUCAUUAACUUGAGUCCAAGGAGCUACAUACAGAUGUGUUAGAUUCUGCAGCGUCACACAUGGCCAAUGAAUCGAGGCCCUGCCCAUGUGAUAUUGGGGACAGGUUUGACUAUGGAGGCCGUGGGCAGGAGGUACAAGUUGGGCACAUCAAGGCGUAUGUCUGCAAACCUUCUGCCAGCACUGACAAAGCUGUGAUUGUGAUUCACGAUAUAUUUGGAUGGCAGCUCCCAAACACCAGAUACAUCGCUGAUAUGCUAGCAACUAAUGGAUACAUAGCCAUCUGCCCAGAUUUUUUUGUGGGACAAGAAGCUUGGAAACCUUCUAACGACUGGGCAACUUUCAAUGAUUGGGUGAAAACACGAGAUGCCGGCAAAACAGACAAAGAAGUUGAUGUCGUCCUCAAGUAUCUAAAGGACCAAUGUGGUGCAAAGAAGAUUGGUGUCAUUGGGUUUUGCUGGGGUGGAGCAGCAGUGCAACAUCUGAUGCUGAAAAAUCCUCACUUAAAGACUGGAGUGUCCAUCUAUGGAGUGAUCAGCCGUUUUGAGGACAAACACAGUUUGCUGCAUCCUACCUUCUUCAUUUUUGGCGAGAAGGAUGACGUUAUUCCAUUGGAGCAGGUCACCUCGCUGGAGCAGAAGCUUAAACAAAACUGUAAAGUUGAUUAUGAAGUUAAAAUUUACCCUGGACAGACACAUGGGUUUGUGCAUCGCAAAAGAGAAGAUAUCAAUCCUCAAGACAAACCUUAUAUUGAGGAAGGAAGAAAGGAUAUGAUCAACUGGCUGAAUAAAUAUCUUUAGAUUAAAUUAAUGGCAUUAAACAAAAUCAAUUGUUGUAGGAAAUCAGAAAAUAAUACAGGCUAUAUUGCUUAAGAUGUUUUUACAACCAUAAAAAUAUUUUGUAAAACUCUUCUGCAAUAACACUACUUAUUUGCUCUUACCUUCUAAGUAGGGGCUUAGAAAUGAUUUUUCAAAUGCUGAAAGCUAUAAAUGUAAAGCAGGUUUUUAACACUGGUCUUGUAUAUUUUAAAAUUAUUAGAAUUUCUUAUUGCAUAUUUUCCAGCACCUGAAAGUUUAAAUUUUUUAUAUCAAUGUCAACACUAUUAAAAAUCAUUGAAACUCUG